Molecule: messenger RNA, 231 nt
Organism: Prorocentrum cordatum
Lineage: Eukaryota; Dinophyceae; Prorocentrales; Prorocentraceae
Source: the annotation of a GenBank genome assembly
GAUCUGCGGAAGCUGGACGGCGGGCCGGGCCCACGGGCGGGGCCCAGCGCGAGUGCGGAGCUGCAGGACACGGAGCGGCGGCUGCGGGCCGCAGUGCGGCGCUCCGAGGCGGAGGCCGACCAGGAGCGCGCGGGGCUGCUGCGGGAGGGCGCCGAGCUCGAGGGCCAGGAGGAGCACCUGGCUCGCCGCCGCGACGCGGCGCUCACGCGCACGCGGGGGCUCUUCGAGGAG